CUCGUUCCUUAUAGAAAAUUUUAUGGUCGUCUUAUCCUGCUCGUCAUUAAUCCAGAGCUUCUUGAUCUAAUGCUCCUAUAAUUCCUAUCAACUUCUUGUCAACUUUGGAAGUCAACCGAGAGAUCAACCACCAUUCAGCCUACCAAAGUCACCAUCCAAACCAACCGGUCCUUCAUUUAUCACAACAAUGCCCCGUCUCCCUCGAAUCUCCCCCAAAGCCCUGGCCCCAACCUUCUUUUCCCUCAUCUCUUUUAUCCUCAUCAUCCUCUUAAUGGCGAUCGGCUCCUCACCCAGCUGGCAACCUUUCGCCUUAAUAUCUAUCGACACAACCAGUCUCAAGGUGGCGUACUAUACUGUCACUGGAGCUGGCCUACCAAUCCACGACGCUUACAGUCUACAUCUGCAGACGACGUGUGAGAGCUAUCUAUUUGAAAUGCAGGAGAGCAGGAGGUUUGUGAGCGUAAGUUGCAUGGAAAAGGGCACGGAUGUCAAAUUCGAACCUCUUACGCUAAUCCAAAAUGACCUUACCACGCAUUUCAGUCGUCAUACUGUUCAGUCUCUCCGUAUCCCAGCUGCAAUUCAGGAAAUAUUCACCAAGAGGUAUAACGCCAUUCUACACAUAGCGUUUAUAAUCUACGUAUUUGCUAUCACAUCGACCGGUAUAGGGUUCCUGCUUGGUGGCGCCGCCGCUAUGGAUGUGAAUGUGCCGGGAAAGGAGGGCAUUUUAGGGCUCGGGAGUGCAGCCUUGUCAACAAUACUUCUCUUCGUGGCCUCCAUCAUGACAACCGUCAUUCAAUCCAACGCCACGUCACUUAUCAACGCAGUCGGUGCUCCCAUCGGCAUCUCUGCCUUUCACGGAUCUGGGUUUAUGGCUUUGACGUGGUGUUCGUGUGUUGCGAGUCUGCUUGCGGCGGGUGCGUGGCUGGCAGUUGUACAGAGAUAG
This is a messenger RNA of Cadophora gregata, 943 nucleotides long. RefSeq lists its product as uncharacterized. Gene Ontology annotation, cellular component: plasma membrane; cell cortex of cell tip. Bases 188 to 943 code for a protein of 251 amino acids. The record is from RefSeq and is a predicted model, not a curated record. NCBI's taxonomy places the organism in Eukaryota, Fungi, Ascomycota, Leotiomycetes, Helotiales, Ploettnerulaceae. The transcript has 3 exons. Gene Ontology annotation, biological process: fungal-type cell wall organization.